GUUUUUACUUACGAGAAAGUUUGUUUGUAUCAAAAUUAAAUUAAAUUCUUGUUCUUUUGUAUUGCAAAAUUGUCAAUGGAGGACCCGAACUCAACAUUGUUGCCCUACAUUUUGGAGAGGCUAAGCCAGAAACCGGAGCUAUGUGACACUUUCGACCACAUCUGCAGAGAAAUUGAGGAGCAACUAAUUGCAGACAAUAAUACCCGUUAUGGAAAUGUUAGCAGCGCUUUGCAGCGCGCUCUUAUGAUUGGCCAAUCUCUAGGCAUUAUAACUUUGACUAAUGAAACUAUACGUAUGCCUUUUAAUUUUCGUGCAAACGCCGCAAAAAAAGAAAAAAAUGCCACAAUGGCAAAUCACCAAGUUCAGCAACUCGGAACUGGAAAUCCCAUAGCUCAGAUCACAAAUGCUAAGAAUAUCAUACGGUCAAAGAAGCCAAAUCGUAAGCUGCCUAACGACUUUGACACUCCUCCUGGGAAUCCUGACUUUACGCUUGGACCACCGCGGCGGUCUAGGAAAGUGCGGGGGCGUCCAAGAGGACCCAGUUGCGCCAGACAAAGUGCAGGUGGGCGAAAUUAUUCACUAAGUAGAUCUGGACGUGGGUAUAAACGUCCCCGCAGUGGUUUUGGUGGGCAAGAUUAAUAUGACGCUAGAUUGUAGUAUCAAACAUGAUUUUGCGUU
This is a messenger RNA of Rhagoletis zephyria (snowberry fruit fly), 678 nucleotides long. RefSeq lists its product as uncharacterized. NCBI's taxonomy places the organism in Eukaryota, Metazoa, Arthropoda, Insecta, Diptera, Tephritidae. The record is from RefSeq and is a predicted model, not a curated record.